Messenger RNA from Mugil cephalus (flathead mullet), 4043 nucleotides. RefSeq names its product SH2B adapter protein 2. The record is from RefSeq and is a predicted model, not a curated record. Gene Ontology annotation, cellular component: plasma membrane. Gene Ontology annotation, biological process: antigen receptor-mediated signaling pathway; intracellular signal transduction. Gene Ontology annotation, molecular function: transmembrane receptor protein tyrosine kinase adaptor activity. The transcript has 9 exons. The coding region runs from base 253 to 2355 and encodes 700 amino acids. Lineage: Eukaryota; Metazoa; Chordata; Actinopteri; Mugiliformes; Mugilidae.
UGUGGCAACCAGAGCCAAGUGUUCAGCAGCAGCAGCAGCAGCCCAGUGCGUCGAGCAGAGAUGGAGGGAGAGCUGACCGGCUCUGAGCUCAUGUAAACCGGACUGAAGGACACCAGCCGAACCGGGGAAUAACCAUGUUUGAUCCCGAACAGUGAUCAUCCUCAGGACAGGACCAGGAUCAGAGACACUGAUCGGCGUCAUGAAACCAGUCCUGUAUUGAGCCUCUCCUCGGUGGGUUGGCAUGGCCCAGUGAUGAACGGAGCGGUGGUGCCCGGUAGCCCGGAGCUCUCCUCCUCGUGCCCACUGCCUGACUGGCGAGAGUUCUGCGAGCUCCAUGCCCGAGCAUCUGCUGCAGACUUCGCUGACAAGUUCCAGCGCUUUCUGUCGGAGAACCCGUGCUACGACUCACCCGGCGCGGAUGCCAGCUUCUCGCAGCACUUUGCCCACCACUUCCUCGAGUGCUUCUCUGCAGCGUUGACCCAGGCCCGGGAGAACCAGGCGUCCUCCCCGGGAGAGGACGGGACGAACUCUGCACCCAAAUAUAGCAUCGUCCCUUUCCUGGGAAUCCAGGGUUGCCCGUUGUCCUACGGCCACGACCUCUACCAGAGACGCAAGGACGCCGGGGCUUCAAGUGAAUCUCUGGACAGUAUGGACAGCGGAGGGGGAGGGAUAGACGGGGGAGGCAGUGGCACCGCCGCCUCCCGGGGCCCUCAAACAAACCACAAGGUGUCUGCUCUGGGACAGUCCCGCAGCUCAGAGGACGUGUCAGUCAGUCACCCGAAGGCUCGCUUCAAGAAGGGCUUCUCCCUGAGGAACAUGAGCUUGUGCGUGGUGGACGGGGUGAAGGAGAUGUGGCACAGACGGGCCUCCCCUGAACCCGACGCCCCCGCUGGGACCAGAAGGUCCAACGGGGCAGGAGGAGGAGGUGGAGGAGGAGUAGGAGGAGGGGGAGGGGAGGCUGCAGGUGGGGAGAAGUGGUCCCAAAAGCUACGGCUUCCUAGGGGUUCCCAGGGCCACAAGGCCGAGCUCCUGGAAAUCCAGAGGGAGGGAGCGCUGAGGUACAUGGUGGCCGAUGACACAAACUGUAUGGGUGCGGUGCAGUGGCAGAAGUGCCGCCUUCUGCUGAGGAAGACGAAGAGGGACGAAGGAGGCGAGAAGUUCCUGCUGGAGUUCUACGUACCACCCAAGUCCUCAAAGCCCAAAGUGAGCAUCCCUCUGUCAGCCAUCGUGGAGGUGAGGACCACCAUGCCGCUGGAGAUGCCUGACAAGGACAACACCUUUGUUCUUAAGGUGGAAAACGGCGGGGAAUACAUCCUGGAAACCAUUGACUCCCUGCAGAAAAACUCGUGGGUUGCUGACAUCCAGGACUGCAUAGACCCCGGGGACAGCGGCGAUGACAUUGAGCUGGCGUCAUGUCCUCAUGGUCAGGCCUCCAAAGACUGCUCCAUGGUGGCCUCUUGCAGCUGUGAGCUGCUGUCUGAGGGUGUGUACCGUGCUGCAGAGAGGUCGUGCUCCACAGCGGCAGAGCAUUACAGCGCCCCCUCAGUCCGUUGCAGGGAACCUCCUUUCACCCAGCACCCAUCCCACAUGCCUUUAGAGCGCUUCCUCCAGUCCCCAGAGGCCCAGGGCUCCAACACUUCUGCAGGUGGUGGUGAAGGAGCAAAAGACUCAGAUGGAGAUGCCAGCUUGGCGGGUUACCCGUGGUUCCAUGGCACGCUGUCUCGAGUGCGCGCCGCUCAGCUGGUGCUCGCGGGCGGAGCCAGGAGCCACGGGCUGUUUGUGAUUCGCCAAAGCGAGACGCGGCCGGGGGAGUACGUCCUCACCUUCAACUUCCAGGGCAAAGCCAAGCAUUUGCGCUUGUCAGUUAACGAGAACGGACAGUGCCACGUCCAUCACUUGUGGUUCCACACCGUGUCGGACAUGUUGAGACACUUCCACGCCCACCCAAUCCCCCUGGAAUCUGGGGGCUCGGCUGACAUCACGCUUCGCUCUUACGUACAAGUGCAGCGAAGCUCCACCACAGACGUGCCCGUGCCACCGGUCCUCACUCCACCCAGGGAUGCAGGCUGCCGGACAGAUUUAACCCAGCCUGCUCUCCACCCACCCGGAAUCGCACCUGCGGGGCCGCCCUCCGAUGCCCCGCUUUCAUCGAGCACCUCCUCCUCGCCCACCGCUCUUCCCUCCCUCUCCCGCAGUGACCCAGGUACUGGGGGAGGAGUAGGAGGGGGGUUGCAGAGCCGGAGCAACAGCUCCGAGCGCCUGCUGGAGGCCUCUAGUGGUACGUCGGAGGACUACCACGACGCUGACGGGACUCGCAGGGCCCGAGCCGUGGAGAACCAGUACUCUUUCUACUAAACGACCCAGGGCAGGCGUUCAGUCUUGCGUUUUCAGGCUGGAUGAGGUGCAGAAAGUCAGAGGUGACAUGGGGGCGCUCUGCAGAUGGCGCAAAUCACUGGAUCGCCUAUCAUUUAGUUUGUUUUUAUUUCAUGAUGAAUUCUCAGAUUUGAGCAGGGCGGGAGAUGAUGCAGAGCAGCGUGUCCACGCUGUGGCUUUGAUUCAGAGUCAGCUGUCGAAUGUGUGUGCUCUAACAGAUAGUAAAAAAAGGGGGGUGGGGGGGUCUACAGAUAGAAAAUGAGAUUUUAAAAUGAGGGAGAUGGAGAGAAUGUAGUGGUGAACAUAAGUGUAGGUGGAGGAAACAAGAGGAAGUCAACCAGUGGAGUCAUAUGGCUUUGAUUCACCUCCUCUGACCACUUCCUGUUCACCCUUACCCACAGUUCCCUGGGAGCAGAGCCUGUGUCACCACCCCCGCUGGCGGAAUGAGAGUUUGAAAUGACCCUGAAAGGAACAGUCCCUCCCUUCAGAGCUCCUCCGAGCUCCCGAGAGCAUCCCAUUAAUGUUUGUAAAGCUGCUUUGAGUCUGUUCCGGAUUUCCUCGCUGUCCCUGCGGGUUUUUCCUACAAAGUCCUGCUCCGGGUCCUUGCUCUUCUCUAACAUCAGCACAGCAAUCAUGGGUGUGUUAGUGUUAGUGGGGAGAUGUUUUUCUUAAACAUGUACAGCCUAAAGGGUCUUAGUGCCUGACAAUUAUCUUGAACUUGAACUGACUGUUGUCCAUAGCAACAAGGAGGGUGACGUCGCCGUCAGCAGCCCAAAAAUUAAUAAUAAUUAAAAAAAAGAAAAAAGAAAUUCACUUUAAAACUGUUGAAGAUGAACAAAACGAGUCUGUACGGACAGGACAGGGUGGCUCCCAUUUUAAUGUCCUAAUGGGUUAUUUCUAUGAGUGUGUGGUGGUGUAUUAGAGUCCAAAUAUUUUUCAAUGAUCAGUGUGCUACAGUAGUGUUUCUGAGACAUGGUUUUCGGGGUCCCUCCGUCUGGUGGUGGUUCUGUAUUCAAAUCUCAUCAUAUCAAUAACCUGUAGAAUAGAUACGCUGUUAAUAUAGAACACUUUGAGGUAAUGCCUGGAAGAUAUUAUCAUACCAAAUCCAGCAUUUAUCGGAGGGACGUGGGAGUUUUUUUUUUUUUUUUUUUAAGUUUUUUUAAGUUUUUGUUUAGCUUUCUGAAUGGUGACAGUAUUGUGUACUGUGCGGCCUACAGGUGAACUUGUGGGUGUGAACUGGAACGGUACAGUUAGCAAAACAAAGCGAGCUAGGCGGCCAUGCUCGAAUGGAAAGGUGUGACGUUGCUGCUUUACCGAAUGCAGGCAGCUCAGGCACCACUGAGCUUUUUAUGCUAACUUUAGAAGAUAAUGGGAUUUACACAACAGAAAAUGCUAUGAGUAUUCAUACCUCAACACAAAACAUAUUUGUUAGAGUGUCCUAACAAAGGGAAAGUAUGAUAUUUUAAAAUAUGUGCUAAUUAACUGGGAAUUCGCUAGUCUGCCUCUUUCCAGGCAACAAUGCUAGUGUGACUGAAGAUCAUUAAUUAACACUUGGCUUGUUUUUUUAAUACAUAGAACAAUCAAAGAACAAACAUUGUAGACUCUCAAAUUUUCAAAAGUGAAAAUUUCCAGUAAGGUAAAAAUUCACAAGUGGUUCGCUGAUGUUUUUC